AUGCCUUCACUCUCGUCUCUCAAAAACAGGGUCAAUGCCGCCAUCCCCCAGCAGCGGCCGGGGGGCUUCGGCCGUCCCCAGAGUGGUGGCGAUCACCAACGGAAAGCAGAGGAUGACCAGUCGUUGGGGACACUCCUCACGCGCGAAGAGCGUGCAGACUUGACACUCCUCAUCUCUCAGACCAUCGAGGAGAUGCGGAGGAGUCUUGUGCGAGUAUUUGAUGAGCGGCCGAAACCUAAACCGAAAGCGGACCCUACGGGAGUGGGAGAAGCUGAACCAGACAAGGCCGCAGCCGAGGUCUCGAAGUUGAGCUUGUCGGCGCAGCAGGGUGAGCAGCUUGAUGAACAGUCUCGAGGGGCUUCGGAGAGUCCGGAAACCCCUGCUGAUGAGGACGAGCCUCGUGGCGUCGAAGCAGAAACGCAAGAUACCCUACUGACGACGCCCACUCCUGAAUCCAAAGCGUUGAAGGGUGCGGCUCUGGCGUUUUUCGAUAUCUGGGCUGAGAGCGUUAUCCUACGCGUCGGCGAGGUGGUCAAUUCUCGCGACGAAGCCGUGCAGAACAAGAAUCAUGAACAAGCUCGCAGACUUGCCACCGAGGCCGCUCAGCAACAGUACCAGCCGUCCAAUCUUGAACUGGAAGCCAACGGCAAGCUGUCCAAAAUGUUUCAACCAGUACAGACCCCGCUGGCAAAUCUGAGCCAAGCCGAACGCUCCACAAUAAUCAAGGCAAUCCUCCUCCUCCUGCUAAGUCUCGAAGCCUACCGUGCCCAUUCUCGCGUCCUCCUUGUACGUCUCGCCAUGUCCCUUGGCGUCAAUGUCGGAGAAGUGUCCAAGAUGGAGAAAGAUACGGCGUAUGGCCUUUUGACCGCUGCGGCGAAGAUGGAUGCCAGCGAAUCCACUCAGAAGGCUCAACAGGCAUCGUCUACGGCGAGGAAGUGGAAGAUCGGGGUUGCCGGCGUGGCUGGGGCCGCACUGAUUGGAAUCACUGGCGGGCUCGCUGCGCCUCUCCUGGCGGCUGGGGUGGGCACACUCAUGGGCGGCUCGGUGCUUGUGGGUGGCCUGUUCGGCGCCUACGGGGCGAGAAUGACCAGCCAGGCAAUGGACAAGUACUCGAAGGAGAUCGACGACUUUGCCUUCCUCCCCAUCAAUGGCCGAGAGGAUGACGCGGAAGAAGUCCAAAAACAGCGGCGUCGGCUGCGGAUCACGGUCGGCAUCUCCGGCUGGCUGACCGAGGAAGAACAGGUCACCUUGCCCUGGCGCGUGCUGGGCGAGGGCGGCGAACCGUUCGCGCUGCGGUGGGAGCUGCAAGCCCUGCUAAACCUGGGGUCCGCGCUGAAGGACUUUGUGGUCAGCCAGGCAUGGUCGCAGAUUCGGCGGGAGCUCAUCAAGCGCACCAUCUUCGCGGCCGUGUGGUCGGCGAUUAUGGCGCCGCUGGCAAUCCGCAAGGCCAUCAGGCUGGUCGACUCGCCGUUUGGCAUCGCCAAGAUGCGCGCCGUCAAGGCCGGCGAGGUGCUGGCCGACGCGCUCAUCAACCGCGUACAAGGGGAACGGCCUGUCUCGCUGAUCGGACAGUCCCUAGGCGCGCGGGUCGUCUACUCGUGCCUGCUGACGCUGGCCAAGCGCGGGGCCUUCGGCCUGGUCGACCACGUCGUGCUCAUGGGCGCGCCCGUCCCCGCCGACGCCGCGCAGUGGCGCGCCAUGCGCUCCGUCGUCGCCGGCCGCCUCGUCAACGUCUACUCCCGCCAGGACUACAUCCUCGCCUUCCUGUACCGCACCAGCAGCGCGCAGAUCUCGGUCGCGGGCCUGCAGGACAUUGACGGCGUCGUCGGCGUCGAGAACUUUGACCUCUCGGCCCGGGUCGACGGCCACCUCAAGUACCUGCACAUGACGGGCCCGAUUUUGAGGGAGAUUGGCUGGGUCGAUCUGGACGAGGACGUCCUCCGUCGCGAGGAGAUGUUGGUCGACCAGAUCGACCGGGACGAGAGGGCCAUCGAGGACCAGGGCGACGAUCCGGAGAAACUUGCCGUGUGA
Molecule: messenger RNA, 2031 nt
Organism: Fonsecaea nubica
Lineage: Eukaryota; Fungi; Ascomycota; Eurotiomycetes; Chaetothyriales; Herpotrichiellaceae
Exons: 2
Coding region: 1-2031 (676 amino acids)
Source: RefSeq, a predicted model, not a curated record